Molecule: messenger RNA, 679 nt
Organism: Colletotrichum acutatum
Lineage: Eukaryota; Fungi; Ascomycota; Sordariomycetes; Glomerellales; Glomerellaceae
Exons: 1
Coding region: 63-524 (153 amino acids)
Source: RefSeq, a predicted model, not a curated record
GGUCUGUCAGUCCAGCGGCCAGUUCCAACUUCCAGUAGACUCAGCUCAGCUCACGCCAUGAGAUGAUGAGAUACGUAGCUGUAGCCCCGGCGUCCUUUUCUCGGCUCACAUUGUGUUGUCUGGAUGCUGUUAGUGCCAAAUCCAAUCAACUAACUGGUGAGGGCCGAGAAGUUUGUGGGUUAAGGACGGGGGGUGGGGUCAUUACUCAGUCCUGCUGUGGUGUUGUUUUGGGUCAAUUAUUGUAUUUUUUUUGUUCAAUUCUUUCCGAUCCCCUGAAUGCUUUACGUACUUGGACCGUUUCCCAUUCCCUCCCGAGACUUUCCAAUGUUUCCAUGUUUCUCGUUGUUAAAGACUUGUUGGAGGGUCCGAACGAUUGGAUUUUCCAGAGAUGCAAUCUUGGGUUGCAUCACAAAGACAUCAUAGGGCACACAGACAACGGCAAGCAACGCAAAGCGUCAGAAAGCGCGGAGCUUAGAGCAGACAGAGACGGUGGCAUCGACCAGGGCACAUCCCACCAUCCAUGAUCUUACCGUCCAAAGAGCCUGUCAACUCAGCACCAUCCUCGAAUACCAUGGACUACGACUCUACCGCUGGCCCUGAGGGAUAGGUAGAACGGAGCACUCAAUAGACCAGAGGCAAUGACAGAACAGUUAUUGGAUCUUUUGCUUCUGAUAGCCCC